This is a messenger RNA of Austrofundulus limnaeus, 2316 nucleotides long. It is a transcript of the gene arfgap2, whose product is annotated as ADP-ribosylation factor GTPase activating protein 2. NCBI's taxonomy places the organism in Eukaryota, Metazoa, Chordata, Actinopteri, Cyprinodontiformes, Rivulidae. Gene Ontology annotation, molecular function: GTPase activator activity. Gene Ontology annotation, biological process: COPI coating of Golgi vesicle. The record is from RefSeq and is a predicted model, not a curated record.
GUCUGCUUCGACUGUGCUGCGAAGAACCCCAGCUGGGCGAGCAUCUCGUACGGCGUGUUCCUCUGCAUCGACUGCUCUGGCAUCCACCGCUCUCUGGGAGUGCACCUCAGCUUCAUCCGCUCCACUGAGUUAGACUCCAACUGGAACUGGUUUCAGCUGAGAUGCAUGCAGGUCGGAGGCAACGCCAACGCGACGGCCUUCUUCCGUCAGCACGGCUGCUCCACGAAAGACACCAACGCCAAGUACAACAGCCGUGCAGCCCAGAUGUACAGGGAGAAGAUCCGGCAGCUGGCCAACGCAGCUUUGUCUAAAUAUGGAACAGACCUGCACAUCGACUCGUCUGCAGGAGGAACUCCUGCUGCUCCUGAGARGAAGGAGGAGGAGGAGGACUUUUUCACAGAACAGACACAGGGCAGUAACGAGUGGAACAUGGCUCCAGCCUCGGGGACUCAGCAGAAUGGAGCUGCUGURACCUCACAGCUGAUGGACACGACGCCUAAAACCCAGGAUGACAACCAGUYUGAAGAAGGGCCGAGCAUCGAUGGUCUGAGCACGUCACCUAAAGGCUCCAUCGAGGUAAAGUCUUCCAUCAUUGGGAAAAAGAAGCCCAUGGCUGCCAAGAAAGGGCUCGGUGCAAAGAAAGGUCUGGGUGCUCAGAAGGUGAGCAGUAAAAGUUUCUCUGAGGUGGAGAAGCAGGCGCAGGUGGCCGAGAAGCUACGAGAGGAGCAGGCAGCCGAGGCUAAGAAGCAAGCCGAGGAGUCCAUCGUGGCCUCCAUGCGUUUGGCCUACAAGGAGCUGGAGAUCGACAGGAAGCUGGAGGAGAAGAAGCUGCAGAACCUGGAGGGCAAGAAGAGAGAGCAGGCUGAGAGGCUGGGCAUGGGCUUCGGCAACAGGAGUGCCGUGUCUCACUCCGUGAUGUCAGAGAUGCAGGUGAUCGAGCAGGAAACACCGGUGGGAGCCAAGUCCUCGUCCCGCUCCAAACUGGACAUGUUCGAUGAGCCCGGCUUCACCUCUGGACCCCCAAAACUUCCCAGCAGGAGGAAAGCUGAGGCCUCGGCUGCCGUCUCCGAGUCCAGYGAGGCCAGGCAGAAGUUCUCCAACGCCAAGGCCAUCUCCUCUGACAUGUUCUUCGGCCGGGAGAGCAGCGCUGAGUACGAUGCAAAGACCAAGCUGGAGAGUCUGUCGUCCAGCACCUCCAUCAGCUCAGCUGACCUGUUUGGAGACGGAGCCGACCACAAAGGCUCAGGCUUCGACAGCGUGCUUCCUUCUGGACCGGACAUGGCCCAGUUCAAACAGGGGGUGAAGACCGUCGCAGGAAAGAUGGCCGUCCUGGCCAACGGCGUGAUGAACUCCAUUCAGGAUCGUUACGGCUCGUACUGAGCCUGCGCCGACACCUGUUCCGAACCAACGGACCUCCUGACGGACGGAGGAGACGGGACGAGAGGCAGGACAGGCUGCAGGGGGACAGAGUCCUCUGUCCUCCAUUAGAGACAGUUUGACUAAAGUGAGACAGUAUUUCCUUCUCCCAUUCUCAUUCACAGAAUCCUGACUUUUAUUUUCAUAACAAGACUUUUCUAAAAGAAGAAAAUAAAAAGACGAGCUGUCCACCAUGUUUGGUCUUAGAUUUUCAAACUGAUGUAAGAUUUCAAUCUUCUAUAUUUUACUCUGAAGUCGUCGUGUUGAUUUGUUUUUGUUCUGUUCAAACCAGCUGCAGGAAGUAGAUCCACCUGCUGCUUCUGACCUGAUCAACAGUCAGGUUCUGUUCACAGGUCAGAAUAAAUAUCUUACCUGCUGCAGACUUUGAACGUCCUCCAUCUGAAGAAAAAUGUUUUAAAUGUAGCUGAACAGGUUAGCUUCCACUCACGGCCCGUUUUGAUAGAAACAUUUCAAGUUUAAUGUUUUUARAAUCAACCACACAGAAUUAAAGGAUUAUUUAAGAGAAAAAUAAAAAUAUCUGUUGAAUAUCAUCAGCUGUACAGUUCAGUUCAGAGAAGCAUCUGCAGCAGGUAAGAUAAUGAUUACACCUUUUAAAAUGUCAGAACUGGACUUGGUCCAAAAACCCAAACAGUUUGUUUCCAACCUUCAUGUGAGUUUGUUUGAUUUAUCUGCAUGAGGAGCUCAGUGUUUCUGAGCAGAACAGAACCAGCACACGUGUUCUGAUCGGACCUGCUGACAAAGCAAACAACAGUUCCCUCGGCCCGGCCCGGUCCGGUCCGGUUCCGGCCCGGUCCGAGGACAUCCCAAACCACAGGAUGGAACUAUUUAUUUAUAGACAACAGAACUGUUCAGUGUGUUUAAUAAAGAUUGAUCAAAGAA